This is a messenger RNA of Cynoglossus semilaevis (tongue sole), 7542 nucleotides long. RefSeq names its product complexin-2. Lineage: Eukaryota; Metazoa; Chordata; Actinopteri; Pleuronectiformes; Cynoglossidae. The transcript has 4 exons. Gene Ontology annotation, biological process: synaptic vesicle exocytosis; neurotransmitter transport; regulation of neurotransmitter secretion. Gene Ontology annotation, cellular component: terminal bouton; SNARE complex. The record is from RefSeq and is a predicted model, not a curated record. Gene Ontology annotation, molecular function: syntaxin binding. Bases 347 to 748 code for a protein of 133 amino acids.
AGGCUGUGAGGUAAUGGUGCAGGAGGAGGAAGCUGAAAGAGGAGGAAGAGGAGGAGGAAGAGGGUGGAGAGACAAAAGAGGGGGGAGAGAGAGGAUGAGAGAGAGAAAGGGAGAGAGGUGUGGAUAUAGGAGAGGCUUCACACGGAGCAUUGGCUGCAGACUCUCUUCUGCGCUUCACUCACCGCCUCUGUCGCUUCACAAGCAGCAUCAGGUGCAACCAAUCGUGCGUCAACAUCACCAGACGUUAGAAGGAUCUCAGCUCGCCCGGAGAGUCACAGGUCUGGUGGCUACAUGCUCAGUGGUCUGCAGCUCUGAGAACGAUCAACUCUAACAAUCAGCAGCAACCAUGGAUUUUGUAAUGAAGCAGGCUUUAGGUGGAGCCACCAAAGACAUGGGAAAGAUGCUUGGUGGGGAGGAGGAGAAAGACCCAGAUGCAGCGAAGAAAGAGGAGGAGCGGCAGGAGGCUCUCCGACAGCAGGAGGAGGAGAGAAAGGCCAAACAUGCCCGCAUGGAAGCAGAGAGGGAAAAAGUACGACAGACCAUUAGGGACAAGUACGGUCUGAAGAAGAAGGAGGAGAAGGAGGCGGAGGAGAAAGCAGCCAUGGAGCAGGCCUGCGAAGGGUCAUUGACACGUCCAAAGAAGGCCAUCCCACGAGGCUGUGGGGAUGACGAGGAGGAUGAGGAAAGCAUCCUCGACACUGUCCUUAAGUAUCUGCCUGGACCUUUACAGGACAUGUUCAAGAAGUAGAAGUAAAUACAGAUAACUGAGAUAAAGAACCAACAAACCCUGACUUCAGGGUCCAGUUUGGCCUGAGCUAGGCUAAUGGGCGGAGGGAGGACGGGAAACUUUUAGUUAGGGGAACGUGGGAUGGGUGAAAGUUAGGAGUUAGGAAACGAGGGGGAGAGAGGAGUUGAGUAGAGAAGUUUGGAGGAAUUCUGGGUGCAAAUGUAGUUCAACAUAGAUUUGGGUGAGGGAGGGAGGGGGGUUCUUGCCAAACUGUUAGAGGCUACACACUGCCUUUCUACAAAUCUUGUACUUUCUUUUUCUACUUGUUGACUGUUUUAUCUCUGUCUUCACUGCUGUAAAACCUCUCGACUGCCGACUUUCAGCACAUUUCCUACAAUUACUGCCUUUUCCCCUCUGUCCUGUUCUUGUUAUUAUUUGGAAUUAAUUCAGAUCAGAUGUUGUGAUUGGUUGGUUGGUUCAUCAUACAGUAUGUUGUCAUACAUUGGUGACAAACUGGAGGACAGUAUUUCUUUGAAAAAGAAAAGCAGUGGCUACUUUAACUCUCUACUUUAUCUUCUGUGUUUUUUAAAUUGCAACAUGUUUUUCAGUAGACUUUUCUUUUUUUUAUUUCAAUGUUUUCUACUUUCUUGAACUUGGUGUAGGUAUUUGUACUAAAAAGAGUUUAAAAAAUACAUUAUAUAUAUAUAUAUAUAUUAAUCAGCAUUUGCGUUUUUAGGACACGUGCCUUCAUAUCAUGUCCUCGUACAGAGGAGUUGUAAAUGAGGGUUUCAUUCUGGUCGAACCACCGCUCAGUUGUCGGUAGCAUGUAGGCUAACGUUCAGAGGCUUUUCUUGGCGUUUCCAGAUUUCAAACUGGAACAGAAAUGUUGUUUUGUUUUCAACAACCUUGAGGGUUCUGAUACGUAGCUCAAAUAUGUUUCAGACUAAUCUUUGGGUACAUUCUUCACCAUUCCUACUGUAACAUUCCUCUGUAUUUCCGUUUGUUUAGAAAUGCAAAAAAAGAUGCACAGCAAAACAGUUUUUGCUGAGGAUUUAGAUAGCAGCAGCUUGAAAACGUGUUUUAUGUCUGUGCAUUUUGGCUAACUAGCCUAUUUGGGGCUUUUUGGAAAGUCAAACUAGAAAACCUUUAAAAUUCUGGAGGAUGUGUAUUCAUUACUGUUGUUGCUGGAGGCAGAUUUCUGUUUGGUGUGCAGCCCUUUAAUAAUCUAGAUUAAUUGUUGAAUGAUUUAUGUUGGCCUGUUGGUGCAAAACACAAGUUUACCAAUUGGAGAACAAAGUUCUCUAAAGGUGAAAUUGAUUUUUAAACAAUUAAUAUGUUUUAUGAUAUGUGAAAUAAAAAAAUAGUUUUGUUUGAGGUAAGUUAAAAUAUAUCUAAAAUAUUAAUAUUUUGUUCUUAAAUGUUAAAUGUUGCCGUGAUCUUUUUUUAGAAUUAUUUACUUUGAUUUGCACCAACUGGCCAAACGAAGGUUGUUAUUGAUAAGCUGCAUUAACACGAACCUCAAACAAUUCACUGACUGCGAGCUUCCGAAAUAACUGUUUACUGUAGAAUACAACAUUUAUUUGUCUUUUACACAGACUCCUAGUUUACACUUUCUAAGACUGUCAGCUAGUUCGACUGCCAACUUCUCCAUCACUAAAUUCCGACUCAAAAAAAUUCACCCGUUUUUGUCCCUUACCAGUUUAAAUGGAACUGAUCAUCUCUAAAUGUACACAUGAACAUGACGUCAUAUUUUGAUAGCUUGGUCCCCAUUGACAAUCAGAGCAUUAGCCACAGUAACACUGUUGUAGUCCUCUGUGUGUGCAUGUUGUCAUUUUCCACCAGAAAAUCCAUCCAUGAUUAGUUUACUGUGUGUUCUACAUUACACACUUAUUUAUUGAGUGGGAUUUUAUUUUACUUUAACCAUUAUGCAUAUUUUUCAUCCUUUUUUUAAACAUAAGUGCAAGCACCAAAUAACAUCUGGAUUUACAUUUCUGUGAAUGUGCUGCAGGCACAAUGUGUUCUUUAAGCUAACACUCCUAAGUUUACAAUGAGCGUAGUCUGUUGACAUCGAGACCAAAGAAAUACAGGGAGUCUUUUCCAUUUUGUCACUGGUUAGAUCGACACAUGUCAAUUUUUUUUUUUGGAUUAUUCUAUUUGUGAAUAUGUGAGAACGGUAGCAGAGAGAGGCGCAAUUUUCUGUUUACAAUGUGUACAUACAUUCCAAAGACCACCUCUGAAUUUAAGUAAUACUGAAAGUAUUCAGUCGUUUACCAAGUUUAGAUCUUGUUACUGUAGACUGAGAAAAAAAAAAGAAAAGAAAAAAGGCCUGUGAGCCAUGUCACUGCCUGAAAUGAUCGUGGAAGAUUAUAUUCUCUCACUGCAUCAGACAAAUUCUAUUGUGAUUCAUUCCAUAGCAUUUAACAAAUUUGCUGGAGAAAAAAGCUUAUUAUUAAAACUGUCUUAAUCUGCGGACAUUGUAGUGUGUUCCAGCCAACACAUACGUUAUAACAAAGAACUGGGAAAGAACCACGAUGUUCUAGAUUUAACUAAACUUGUAAGUCAAACAAGCAAUGCUACAUUUAAGUGUAUUACCGUGGUAUGCUAGCCAGUGUGAUAGCAAGCUCUUGUCCGUUAGAUUAAUAUAUACUGAAUUUAAAUCCUACACCUUGUCGUGGUAAUAAGACAUCAAAAAUUAACUUGUUGUGAGACACUAUAUUUGACACAGUUCUACGCCUUUAGUCACACACAAUAUGUAAACAUUUCACUCUACUCUGAGGCAUAAAACACCAAUUUAACACAUUUAAACAAUACCUACUGUAGCUUCAUGCGUGAGACAGCUAAUUUACAUUUUUGGCUGGAUCAUGGCAAGUGCUUCAAUGCAACCUCCAACUGGUAGGAGUGAAAUAAAAAUUAAAAACUGUGUCUUUGUGCAACGGGAACACACUAUACAUUGGUUUAAAAAGCAUGUCUUUCCCCACUAAAAUGAUGCAGUGUCUUGCUGACAGUUAGUUGAAGCAAAAACAUUUAAAUUACAGAUUGUUUCACAAACUUGUUACUUUAAGAGUUAAUGCUAACAGUUAUAUUUUAAUUAUUUAGUAAAUUCGUUUCAAAUGAUUCGUUUCCUUUCUUUGUUUUCAAACUCAGAUAGGACUCUUCACUAGACAAAGCCAUAUUGUUUAGCUCGCAAUAAAUAAAAUGACAAAAAGAGAAUAUGUCAGCAUUAACUGUGUCAUGAUUGUUUUUAUCUUGAAAAAAGAAGAUUGACCUUUCUUUUUGUGAAUCCUCAUCAUUCUUGUAUUUAAAUCAUGUAUACUGAUGUAUACACAAAAGAAAUGUACGUAGAAAGCCAUUGUUAUGAUCGUAUUUGUGUACUACAUGUGCCGUAAAUGAGUGUGUGUUGUGUGUGUGUUUAUAUGUGCGCACGUCUGUCUCUGUGUCUGUGAUGUGAUACCAUGUCGUCAAAGUCCAGUAAUCUCGGUUUACACGAAAUGUUGAUGUGUCUUUUAACCAUUUUGUGCACAGGCAGUAACGAGGGCAGCUGCCCUGUUGUGCCAUGUAAAAGAAAAUGAUAAUACUUAACACAUUCCUUUAACAAGAUGUUGAGCAUGCAUAUGUUUGAUAGAAAAAGAGAAUAGUUCCACAUAGGAAGAAAGAGAAGUGAUUGUUUCUGUGCUAGUCUCCAGGCAACUGAACCUGUGUUCUGUGGAUCCAGUUUGAUGAGCUCUUUUUUUUUAGUGAAGGAUUUCAAUGAAGGUUUGUUCAAAAUCGAGGCCACGUUGAUACAGGAAUUUGUUAUUCUGCAGAAACAUCAAGGUUGAACACGACAGCUACUUAAUGCAGUUAAAGUGAGAGAUAUUAUGGUGUAACGUAGCAUAAUAAGAGUAAUCACUGAACGAACGAGGACCACCAAGAACAUACUGACGCCGUGUUGACUUUGAUAUAAAGAAUGAUGAUGGAUUGGUUUAAUGACUGAUUCCAUCAUAAAAACGACUGUAAUCCAGCUACUUGUGCUAGCAGAAUGAAUUAUCCUACUUUGAUUUUAUAAACUAAUGACAUUCAGUUUUAAUUAAAAACAUUGUUGAGACUUGAAAAUGGAAAAUGGGAGAUGUGCAAUCUAAUAGAAUUUAAUAUAGUUUAUUUACUACUAUUUUUUUUUCAGUAACGUAUAGUCCGUCAUGUCAAGUUUCAUGUUUUUUUGUCUCAGAGACUAACCUCCGGAUAGACUUGUUUCAGUGUUGCAAACCAAGUGUCAUUAUGCGAAAAUCUAGCCUUAAGUUGUUUCAUCAGCUGAGGCUAUGUGUGUGCAGAAGUUUACUUAAGGUUUGUCUCCCCCUGCAGGCAACAAAAGAAAACGUAGGUACAUAAGUCCUAACAAAGACCAUUCAUAGGCCGCUCACCGCAGCUUCAGCCACACAUACUGUGUUUGUAAAACAGUCUCUUAACAAGACUCGUCUCAAGGCGUCCCGUCAGGUGAACUGCCUUAGAAAAGGGCUAUUAUCUGUUCGUGAGGUUAGCACUAAAUGGUGGGUCGCGUCUGUGCUCAUCCCAGUUUGAUGUGUUUGGCUGAUUCAUACUGGUUGCAUGAGAUCCUUUGGUUUGUAGAGUGUUGUGUUAUUUUAGCGGAAAGUUACAAACAGUUAUUGUUAAGGUAAAUAUGUUAUAAAAGAAAAGAGAUUCAUUAGUUUAGGUGCUAGAAACAGAAGUGCUAGCUAUUAGCUAUAGAUCCAGGGUUAUAAUCCAGACUUCAAAUAACUGAUUACAGUUAGUCACUCAGUCAGUCAGUCAGCCAGGUAGUUAGUUAGUUAGGUUACUAGGUUAGGUUAGUUAGUUUGGUGACAUGGUUAAAUGGUUCCUGAAACUAAACCAUGACACUAACAAAGUCUUAGCUUUGAUAUAUUCUCUGAGGUCGUAACCAUUUUACGACCUCAGAGUGGUCUUGAUUGCAACUCUGGAAAUAUAUAGAUUGUAUAUUUUUCUAAUAAGAAGGUUGAUUUCGAUUUAGCCGUGAAGGAUGUAAACAGCAGCAACACUCCUUGGUUAUAACUGUAAAUUAAACCAUUGAUUCAUUCGUCUAGUAUAUAAGACGGAGGUGGAUAAAUGGGUGCUAGAAAAUAGCUAGCAGUUCCAUUAAUUAGCUUUCAGAAACAGCGUUUAGGGAAAAUUAUAUCCAGUCUCAAUUAAUAUAUGUUGGUGGUCUCUAAUCGUUAGGUGACUUGAGCGAGAAUGACAUCAGUUUUGUCUAAAAUCACACACAGAGCUGUUAGCAACAGGAGAAUGGUCGGAGGUGACGAAUGUAAAAAGUUUAAAUAAUUUUUAAAAAGCGAGAACAUUUAAACUGGAUUUCCAAAACACCGUGUUGUCAGGAGCCCAGAAACAUUUAGAGAUCAAGGAAACACGCAAAGCUCAGAACGAAAACAAAACAUAUACAUAUAUUUAAAUGAAUGAACUCAUCUCCAUUUAUUCUCAUUUUGGUCAUUUUUUUAAAUGAAGUAAUUACAAUAUGUACGGAAUGGAAUAAGCAGAAUGAUAACUAGUGUUAUAUUAGACUAUUUUCGAUUAUCAAGUACAAUGGACAUUUACAUAAAGGUCCUAAUUAGAGCUGAUGUUUGGAUCCAUCCUGAGAGUUCUGCAGAGUAUUAGGUACACACUGACUCUGUCUGCCUAGUACCUGUACUACUACUGUACUCAGUCGACUCAUCCACUACUGUUAGCCUGAAUAUACGAAGUACCUAAAAAAAAGAUGUGUUGAAGCGUCUCUAACAAAUACAAUGCUUUCGACUUCCUUCUUCAUCUCCUGUGACAUUAGAUCACUCACGUUGAUGUCGGAGUAUUUCCGAACUCUACAUCAGUAAUGUAUUCAUGUUAACAUCUCGUCAUUCCUGUCACUGCCAUGCUGAAUCCUGCCAAGAUUUUCUGGAGUGAAAGUUAGCGAAGAAUUGGAGACUUUGUACUUAAAGUCUGAAGCACAACUCAAAACUUUUUAGUGUUUUUGCCGACUGCGCUAUAUACUUUGAAAUGUUAACGUUAAAAUGUUCUGGCAUUCAUACAGAAAUCAACACAACAGAGCUUGAAUCAGUGUUGGUGAAGUGUAACGGUUUGCUGAUGAUGUGACUCUAUUCACAGCAGAGGGAAAGGUGGAAUGGCUGGCAGUGUAAAACAGAAAAUGUAAAGGUAACGGAUAAAUAUAUCUCAGAAUAAAGGGGGAAAAACACCUGAAAAUGGUAUUUAUAAUUCACAUUCCUUUGUCUGAAUCAAGGGAAUCUUUUAUUUUCCAUUCAGGGUAAAAAUUCAUUCAGGGUGUAGAGGUUAAAUAUGUACAAUUGAAUUCAUUUUCUUUGCUUUUUUUUCUAUCUACUGCAUGUCAUGUACUGUGUGUGAAGCCCAGUCACUGUAAACUGUCUCAUCCAUAAUUAGAACUGAAUCAUUCUUUUUUGGAAAUAAACGGACGAGGGUAAUAAAAUGUUUAUAAAAAGCUGACAAGUGUUUUUUUCUAUAUAAAUACUAACUGUGUUCUUUCUCCACCAAAAUGAAUUCAGUUUUCACAUCGGAUGUUGUUAGAUAAUUCGUUAAAUAUCAUCAUUUUUUAUAUUUAAUCAAAAAAAGCAAUACAUAAUCACCUGUAAUUCAAAUUUAGUUUCCUGGUACAAAUUGUCUGAAAAAACAAAUUUGUUUUAAAAAGAACUGGUAAUGAAAAUCCUUGUGAAAAAUCUUGUUUUUUCAUGAGGCUUCGCCACAGCAAAGUUUUUUAAAAUCUGGAUGUUUUUUAUGACGCAACCUCACCUUGGUCGUGUUAUCAAAACUAAGCCUUCUCAUUG